AUGGGCUACGCUAAACCAGUGGUAAGAUGUAUUGAGGGGCUGAAUUAUAAACUAGGCCGAUUUAUACAUCAAGUACUAUCUCCACUGGUUGGUCCGAAUCAUAUCAAUGUCAAGGACUCAACGGAAUUUGUUAACUUCACACGCGAGGUUACAUUACCUGAGAACUACAUCUUAAUAUCACUGGACGUAGUCUCAUUAUUUACGAAUGUACCAAAAAAGUUGGUGAAUAAAAUCAUUGAUGAGAAAUGGGAGUCCUUAUCUGAGGUGGUGAGAAUGAAUAAGGAAUUGUUUGUUAAAUAA
Messenger RNA from Cotesia congregata, 300 nucleotides. Lineage: Eukaryota; Metazoa; Arthropoda; Insecta; Hymenoptera; Braconidae. The record is from the annotation of a GenBank genome assembly.